AUGGACCAAAACAACCCGCAAACGCCCCGACGAACUCCCGCCCCCCCACAGAAUCCCUCACAAUCCAUUCCACUCCGGGAAUUUCAACGGUCAGGAGGGGCUGAGGCCGGUCGCGGGGGUCCUGGCCCGGGCGGACUGGUGGUCCCCGGAACAAAUGAAGAAGGAUGGCAGCAGCAUUCCGGGCCCGGGGCAAGGAAUGAAACCGGAGAGGGGUCAUCACCGGUGACGAUGUCGGCCAACCUACCCGGUUUCUCCUCCUACUGGGAAAACCCUUACCCUCAUGCCGAUGACGGGGUGGGCGCCAGCGGUGGCACCUCGCCUAUCGACCGAAUGGGCCUUCAGUUUGCGCUACCCCCUGAUAUUAACCAUCCAAGGCCGCAGGUCCAAGAGUACAUGACUUCGGCCAAUGACCCAUAUCAAAUACCACACACGUAUUACGAGGAGCGCGCCGACACAGACUCCCUCGAGUCCGAUAGCGUGCCUUUGAAGCCAGCUGCGCAGCCCAUCGGCCGUCUGGAGGCACCGGAGGGCGAACCCUCCCCACGAACGAGUUUCCAGACCGUAUCGGAUUUGGGUAAUACGCCAUCUCGCGCCCGGAGCGCCCAGAUGCUUGGAUUCGACCUAGAGCCUGGGUUUUCGUCGAACCGCCAUCGCAGUUAUGGGGACCAUCUCGCGCCCACCGACCGGCGGCGGUCCCGUUCCCCUUCAACCAGCGGUGCCUUUUCACGGGCAAGUUCCAUGAUGAGGGCCAUGUCCCAGCGUGUCGUCAUGAUUAGCGGCGAAGGCGACCUGGUUGACCAGGAGAACAAAAGAGACCGGUCACGCUCGCCGUCUCCCGAUGGACGACAAUCGGGGCAUGUAUCUGGGCCGAUGUUGGUGGAUACGUCGUACCCUUCGCAGACGUUCCCAACCCCAGCCGAGAAGCGGCCCGGUUCUGAUUACUUUCAGCCAGAAACAACUCCUCCGCUGCCUCGGCGCCAUGGCCCUCUUCCGAACCCUCUGAAAGGGAAAUCGCUGGGGAUAUUCCCACCUGAUAACCCAAUACGAAAACGGCUUUGCGAUAUCUUAGUUAGCCCGUGGACAGAGCCGUUCAUCCUAAUCUUGAUUGUUGCCCAGACCGUGCUUCUCGCUGUUGAAGCCGCCCCCGACGUUUUCAUCCAUGGAAAUGGACGGCCCGCGACCUGGGGCAACACCCGGAUUGACUGGGCCAUAUUUGGCCUAUUUGUCGUUUUUACACUUGAGAUCAUCGCCAGGAUUAUAGUUUCGGGCCUACUUAUCAACGCCGACGACUACGCACCUGUAGGGAGCAAACGACGGUUGAGGGAAAGGGUUGCCGAGCAGUAUCGUUCUAUUUUUAAGCCGCAAAGGCAAAGAUCGGUUCGGCAGCCGCCUCAGGGCCACGAUUUUGUGCCCACAUUUGCCAGGUCCUUCACCAUGAUGCAUGGGAUGGAAGGGCAGGUUCCGCUUAAGGAGCAGCAACGACUUCAUCUCGCGCGCAGAGCCUUCCUGCGGCACAGCUUCAACCGGCUUGAUUUCAUCGCUGUGGUUUCGUUUUGGAUAUCCUUCACUCUCGGUAUCACUGGAAUGGAACGUUAUCACCACCUCUACGUCUUCCGCAUGCUGAGCUGCUUGCGUAUUAUCCGGUUGUUGGCUUUGACUAAAGGCAACCUGAUAAUCCUCAGGAGUCUAAAAAAGUCUGCGCCGCUGCUCGUCCGAGUUUCGUUCCUCAUGGGCUUUUUCUGGCUACUGUUUGCUAUUGUCGGCGUACAAAGCUUCAAGUCUAGCUUGAGCCGCCAGUGCACCUGGAUCAACCCCGAGGACCCCACGAAUUUCGAUGCCGCUUUCACACCGGAUCUGUCGUUUUGUGGCGGAUUCAUCAACUCGACGACGGGUAACACCGACCCAUGGGUCUUUUCGCCGACGAUGAAUCUGGCCCCGGAAGCCCUUGUACCCGGCGCGACCAACGCCAAAGGCUUCAUCUGUCCGAGGGGAUCUAUCUGCCUCCAGCAAGCGAACCCCUUUAACGGAACGGUCAACUUUGAUGAUAUCGCCCACUCUCUCGAGCUAGUCUUUGUCAUCAUGAGCGUUAACACCUUCUCCGAUCUCAUGUACUACACAGUCAGCUCGGAUUUUCUCCCGUCCGCGCUAUUUUUUGGGGCUGGCAUUAUCAUCAUGAUGCUUUGGAUGACCAACUUGUUGAUUGCUGUCAUCACAUCGUCGUUCCAGGUCAUCCGCGAGGAGUCCAAAGCCAGCGCGUUCGCCGACGACGACCCGUCCGUGUUCCAGGCCGCCGCGGAGAAGACGCCCCGAAGAAAGUCAGCACUGCAACGGAUGGCUAGCAAGAUCUCGUGGGUCUGGGUUUUGGUUAUCACGUACGGGCUCUUCUGCCAGUCACUACGAAGCGCAGACAUGUCCCAGAGCCGCGAGCACUUUAUCAAUGCGUCCGAGAUUGUUGUCACUGCGAUACUGGAUUUCGAGAUUGUUUUGAGGUUCUUCACAAACUUCCGACGAUUCCACCGGAGAGCCCGUAACCUCGUUGAUCUUGGGCUUGCCAUCGCUACGACUGUUAUCCUCAUCCCGCCGAUUCGGAACUCGGGCCAGGUCUACAACUGGCUCACCAUUUUCCAGAUCGUCCGAGUGUACCGCGUGGUCCUUGCUAUCCCGAUGACUAGGAAGCUUAUCGAGAUGGUCCUGGGCAACGUUACCGGUAUUGGCAACUUGAUGGUGUUUGUGUUCCUGAUCACGUUCCUGAUGGCCAUCUUUGCGUCGCAGCUGUUCCGUGGUCAGCUUCCCAAGACCAAGGACGGCGGAGAACCCUUACGGAUUCCCUUUAACACGAUCUACAACUCGUUCUUGGGCAUGUACCAGGUGCUCUCCAGUGAAAAUUGGACGGACAUCCUGUACAGCGUCACCUCCUACACGACCCAUAUCAGAACCGCCUGGAUUGGUGCCAUAUUCCUCAUCGGCUGGUUCAUCCUCUCUUACUUUAUUCUCAUCAAUAUGUUCAUUGCUGUCAUCCAGGAGAAUUUUGAUGUGGGCGAGGACAUGAAGCGUUUGGAGCAGGUCAAAGCGUUUCUGCAGCGCAGAGAGCUGGGCAAUUCGUCCAACCUUGCCCUUUCCAGGGUCUUCGGGUUUGGCAAGUCGCGUAACCGGGCGGAUCCGCUUGACCAGACGACAGGGGCUGGCGUGGUCGACAUGCUCUUCAAGGAAGGGUUUGUCCGUGAGUUCCUCGACGACGCCUUGGACGAGUUGCAGCAGCCUCACGGCGACGACCCGUCAUCGCAGCAACCCGGCGUCAACGGCGUGGGGAAAUCCGGGUUCUGGGGAUUCGUGCAAGCAAAGGCGAUUUCUCUGAUUCAGGGGCGUGAACCAAACCCAUUCUACUCUGGCGUCCGAUUCGGCGGCCCCAUCGCCACCUUGGAUCCCGCCCAGCUUGCACGUCAGGCUGUGAGCUCUACUGCUGCCCGGCGAAAAGCGCAGAGAGAGUACCUGAUACGCCACCCUACCUACAACACAUCGCUCUUCAUAUUCAAGCCGCGCAACCCCCUUCGGCGGCUUUGCCAGAAGUUGGUAGGUCCUGGUCACGGCACGGAGCGUUACGACGGCGUCCAGCCCAAUAAAUAUGCCUGGUACACCUUUUCGGCCUUCAUCUACGCCGCCAUCGUGGCCAUGGUUGUUCUAGCAUGCAUCACCACACCGCUUUACCAGAAGGAGUACUUUGACCAGCACCCCUUCAGCAUCUUCAACUGGUUUGUUUGGACGGACGCGGCGUUUGCCAUUGUGUUCACCGUCGAAGCGAUCAUCAAGAUCAUUGCGGACGGAUUUUUCUGGACUCCCAACGCGUAUUUCCGCAGCACGUGGGGCAUCAUUGACGCCAUCGUGCUCAUCACACUCUGGAUUAACGUCGUCACGCUGUUUACCGAUGCCGGCGCCGUCUCCCGAGCCGUCGGCGCGUUCAAAGCUCUCAGAGCGCUGCGGCUGCUUAACGUCAGCGACAGUGCCCGGGACACGUUCCAUUCUCUGAUCAUCGUCGGCGGCUGGAAGAUUCUCAGUGCCUCAUUCGUCUCCAUCUCCUUGCUCAUCCCUUUUGCCCUGUAUGGACUCAACCUCUUCAACGGCAAGUUGGCGGCGUGCAACGACGGCGACGGCAUCGUAAACUUGAGCGAUUGUGUCGGCGAGUUCAACAGCACGCCCUUCAAUCCCGACUGGCCAGUCCUUGCUCCUAGAGUUGCCGCGAACCCGUUCUUCAACUUUGACGAUUUCGGGUCCAGCCUCUUCGUUCUCUUCCAGAUUGUCAGCCAGGAAGGAUGGACAGACGUCUCGUUCGCCGCGCAGGCUAUCACCGGAAAGGGCCUCCAGCCAGAAGGCGGACCACCGUACACCGCCCAAGGGAAUGCCCUCUUCUUCGUAGUGUUCAACCUCUUGGCAACUGUCUUCGUCCUCACUUUGUUCAUCUCGGUUUUCAUGCGCGGGUACACAGAACAGACAGGCGUGGCUUUCCUCACAGCCGAGCAGCGAUCGUGGCUCGAACUGCGCAAGAUGCUGCGCCAGAUCUCGCCGUCCAAGAGCGCUUACGAUGACAAGAAGAAUAAGUGGAAAAUGUGGUGCCACAAGCGGGCUAUUGAGAAGCGCGGCAAGUGGUAUCUGGCCAUCACCGCCGUCCUCGUCUCUCACCUCAUCCUGCUCCUCACGGAGUUUGACAAGGAGCCCGAUUGGUGGACACAGACCAAGGACAUAUUUUUCCUUGCGUUCACCCUCAUUUACAUUGCCAACCUCGUCGUCCGCGUUGUCGGGCUUGGUUGGACACGAUUCCGCAAGAGCUCUUGGGACAUCUUCUCGCUCGUGGCCGUUACUGGUGCUCUAGCGACCUCCAUUCUCUUCCUCACGGACAGAACGGAGGUCACCUACAUCCAACUGCACAAAUUCUUCUUGGUGGCCCUGGUGUUGAUGCUGAUCCCGCGCAACGACGCGCUCGACCAGUUGUUCAAGACGGCCGCAGCCAGUCUGACGACGAUCGGCAGUCUGCUCGCGACAUGGAUCGUCUUCUUCCUCGUUUUCGCCAUCGCGCUGACCCAGACAUUCAGCCUAACGCGCUUCGGCAGUGGCGAAGACUCCAACAUCAACCUCCGCACCGUACCCCAUGCCCUCAUCCUCCUCUUUAGGUUCAGUUGUGGAGAGGGCUGGAACCAGGUGAUGGAGGAUUUUGCGCAGAUCAAGCCACCCUUCUGCGCCGAGGGCGAGACCUUUUUUGACAGCGACUGCGGUAGCACCGCUUGGGCCCGCGUGCUCUUCAUCGCGUGGAACAUCAUCAGCAUGUACAUCUUUGUCAGCUUGUUCGUGUCACUCAUCUACGAGAGCUUCUCGUACGUGUACCAGCGCACAAGCGGGCUGGCGGCUGUGGACCGUGACGAGAUCCGACGAUUCAAAGAGGCGUGGCGCAGUGUCGACGCGUCCGGGACUGGUUUCAUCAGCAAAGAUGCAUUCCCACGGCUCCUCGGCGAGCUCUCGGGGGUGUUCGAGAUGCGCAUCUACGAUAACGACGACUCGGUGCGGGCCAUCCUCGAGGAUGUGCGCAACGAGAACGAUGCGGCCAGUAUCCGGCACGCGUCCAUCAUCAGCAAGAGCCAGUACCAGACGGGUAUUGAUCUGAAGAAGCUGAAUGAGCGGCUCGCCCUGAUCGAUGUGGCCAAGGUGCGCGAGCGGAGGCGCAGGUUCAAUGUCUUUUUUGAGGAAGUCAUGGUAUCGGCGGAUCCAGAGAGGGGUAUCUCUUUUACGACGGUGUUGAUGCUGUUGGCGCACUACAAUAUUAUUAACGACAGCAAGAGUUUACGGUAUGUUUAUCUCCAAACCCUUUUAUUAUUUUUUGGUUUUCUUGUUUUGGUUUUUUUUCUUCACAUCCUCGAUUUCCAUCCCAAUAUAAGCCUCGAGGAGUUCCUGCGUCGCAAGCUGCGGCUCCAACGUGUCGAAGAAGAAGUCCGCCGAAGAAUCGUCCUCGGUUUUUUCGACAUGCUCUUCUACUCGCGCCAGUUCAAACGCCACAUGGACUCAAAGCGGGCUGGGCGUAUGACCGCGAUCCCACAACUCGACAUCCCCGAGAUCCUUGUCGACAACGAAGAGCCGCAGUCCGCCAAACCCCACGAGGAAGACCCCGGCGUACCAGAACCCAAAUCUCUCGGGCAAUGGCAAGACCAAGGACUACGACAACAGCCACAGCAACAACAUCUCGCAGCCGGGAACCGCAACCGCUCCAAAUCAAGCGCGGCCACCCCCACGAUCAGUCGCCCAACCACAACCAGCCUCCUCGCACCUGCCCUCACGCGUGCCCGGUCCCAACACCGCAGCUGGGCUUCAGGCAUCGCGGCCGACGUCACCUCCUUCGACAACUCCUACGGCCAUCCUCUUUCCGGGCCGCGCACGCCAGGCAGCCCAUUCCCGCCAUUCCCACCCUCUGAUACUCACCGUUCGCACACCAGCGCAUUCAGCUUUGAGUUGACCGAUCCGCGCGGGUUUAUAGCGGGCGAUGAGAGUAGCGAUGGUGCUGGUGGGAGAGACGAGGGGACUAGUCUACCGCGACGGCCGCGGGGGAGUAGUGCGGUGGACCCGUCAGUUGUGAGGGAUAUGUUGGAUGAUUCGGUGUGGGUGGAGAGUUUGAGGCGCAGCGCGACGAGGAAGAGUGGGUGGGGCGGAGGGUUCAAGUGA
Molecule: messenger RNA, 6699 nt
Organism: Dichotomopilus funicola
Lineage: Eukaryota; Fungi; Ascomycota; Sordariomycetes; Sordariales; Chaetomiaceae
Product: Ion transport protein-domain-containing protein
Exons: 5
Coding region: 1-6699 (2232 amino acids)
Biological process (GO): calcium ion import across plasma membrane
Cellular component (GO): voltage-gated calcium channel complex; membrane
Molecular function (GO): high voltage-gated calcium channel activity; calcium ion binding
Source: RefSeq, a predicted model, not a curated record